AUAUUUCCGGUGAGAAGCUUCUGGAGUGCAAAGGGUUAAAUCAAGCGGUGACUGAGAGUCACCUUUCGAACGCAAAGGAUUGAUAUUCAGGACAUUUGUUCACUAGUGAAUAAAUUGCAACGGAACGAAGCCCGGUGUCUUCGCGAACGUACCCCUUGAGAACUCCUGUUAGCAUAAUGAACUGUUUACGCGAAACGAGGGAUCCUGUCGCAACUGUAGGGCCGCGUCGGGCUCAGCGCGGCGUGUACGUUUGCCUCGCGUGUUCCACCGACUUCAUUGAUAAUCACUUCAGCCGUGAACGGGCGCACAACAAGUUCUGCGAGAUCCAUCUCCGAUGAGCAGACCGGCGGGUACCCCGAGAAAAAGCCGAUAUCGCGCAUGCUCCCGCCGCGGGGUGACUUAUUGUUGUGCCCGAAGUAUAUUUACUUGUACAUUAUAAUUAUAUUCCGGCGCCCUUCGUCCGGCUAACUCGGUUAAAGAUGCAAUAAAGGCGCGCACCGCGAUAAACUAAUAGCUCCUCCGCGAGCGCGCCGCGCGACUCGGCGCGCUUCCGGGCGGCCGAUAAUUGGAAUGACCAACAGAAGAGGCUGCCGGGGAGGACCGCCGAGACGGGCCCCGAGUAGGAAAACUGUAAAUUAGUUGUGAACCUUCACUUUCUCCCGUGCUAUUUUCUGAAAAGGACGUCUGGCUAAUAGAUGAGCUAUAGAUUACCAAACACACACGGCCCAGGUGGGGCCGGUUGGUAUAAAUUCAAAGUGAAACCGCUCCUCCUCUGGCUAGCGCUCGAUCGCGCGGCGAUUCACAUUGACCGAUUCCUGACCCCGGUCGGCAUGAAGCUGAACGCGAUAGGAUGCGUACUUUGGGCGGUGCUCGUCGAUUUCAGCGUCGUCACGCCGAGGACCCUGGAGUCGAACGAUUCCUGCCCCUGCGUCUCCUCCGCCGAGUGCUCGGAGAAGUCUCGGCUGUUCUUCAACAACGUCCAGGUGUUGAUACUGCCCUGCGAGGACAAGAAUCUAGUAAGGUGCUGCUCGACGGUGGCGAGAUCGAUAGAGGCGGCGCACACGAAUGGAUCUCUGUGGGAAUCUAAGAACGAGGUCGACUCGAAGAUAUCGUCGACGCAGGAGAUCGUCGAAGAGCCAACGUCCAUGAUGCAGAUCAGCGUGCCUUCCCUGGAGGAAUCCGCCUGGGACGUUCCCGUGAACGAGUCCGAAGGUCUCGACGACGCGAGCACCGUCGAAAGUAAAAAUGUCACUCGCACGGAUCCAGCCGAAGAUUCCGCAGAGGUGACGCAAAAGCUUCGGAGCGACGCGAUCGUUAAAAAUGUAAAUCAGGUACCGUUGCAACACCCGAGGAAGGAAUUUCUCUCAGAGCCGAGGCUGAUUCAUGGUAAAAUUCUAAGCAACACGGUAACGAGUGCCUCGUCAAUUUCGAAUUUUAGAGCCUCGGGGAGCGCGGUUCGAGGUAAUCUCGAACCGAAGAGGACUGGUCAGACGGUACCCGUUUCACUGGCUCACGACGAAGACGACUCGUACGUUCUCGACCUGAUCUACAAGGUGAAGAACUUCGAGAGUCGCAGGACGGUGCCGAAACAGCCGGAUUUGCUGUUGGACUCCGUGGGAGAGGCGAGGUUGGCCCCUCCCGAUGCGGUGGUUCUGAACAAUGGCUAUUUUAACAUGAAACUCAGAGUUCUGCCGGCGGCGAGGAGGUUGUCUGAAAAAAUGAGCGGUCCCUUGGAGCAGAAAACGUCAUUAGAGAAGGCUCUCACGCUCGAUAGGGUAUCCGCUCAAGCGACCAACGAAAAUGCAAGCCCACUGAGCGAUCUUGAUGUGGCGGAGCGCGACGAUACGUCGAAUGGAAACUUGUCGCACCCGGAAGACGUCGAGGAUGUUAAGCGGGUCGCUCGUAGCCACGCUUCGGAGCCUAAUGAAGAGACUCCCGGAUUCUCGUCCCCCGUUUCGGAGGCCGCGAGUCAAACGGAAGCCGAGGCUGCUCCGACGAAACGUUUCAGAAGACCGCCGAGGGUUCUGCCCUUCAGGAACCUGCACAACGAGGAACACGGUUCCGGUAAAUUCGCGAACUCGCAGGAGCGAGCCAGAAGCUUGUUCGACAAGUCGAACGAAACGAGGAGAAAACAGGUGUCCCUUCUCAUCAACAGGAACGACUCGAGUCCGAAGAAAUCGGGCUCGAUGAAAGCGAAUUAUUCGAGUACGGAGAGGACAGGAAACGAAGGUAGCAGUUCGGAGAGUAGCGUGGAUUUAUCGACGGAGGAAAGCGAAUUGGUCGACGAGGAUCGUUAGGAUGUAGACGAGAAGGAAAAUAAAGAAAGUAAUUCGGUAUCGGAGGAGGGGUUUGUUUAAUUAUCGCACCUAGUCAUUAAUGGUCGCAUUAAAACGGAAGCGCGACGUUCUUUUUUUAUUAUCGUCGAAUCAAUACUAAAAAUGGACUGGCUCCUAUCCUCUUAGCAGCCUGUA
Molecule: messenger RNA, 2471 nt
Organism: Nomia melanderi (Alkali bee)
Lineage: Eukaryota; Metazoa; Arthropoda; Insecta; Hymenoptera; Halictidae
Source: RefSeq, a predicted model, not a curated record